Messenger RNA from Amphimedon queenslandica, 2704 nucleotides. RefSeq lists its product as uncharacterized. The coding region runs from base 1 to 2538 and encodes 845 amino acids. The record is from RefSeq and is a predicted model, not a curated record. Gene Ontology annotation, molecular function: protein binding. The transcript has 16 exons. NCBI's taxonomy places the organism in Eukaryota, Metazoa, Porifera, Demospongiae, Haplosclerida, Niphatidae.
AUGUCUGCUUCUGGAGGUAGACGACGAAGCUUUGGUCUUGGGCCCCAGCGAAAAAUAGCUGUCCCUGGAGCUGGAGGUAAUGGCGGAGUAUUACUAGGUAGUCCGCCUACUAGGAAGAUGGCUGAGCCUUCUAAAAAGAAGAAGGUGAAGAGAAAGAGUGUUGGAGAAAGAGUAAUGGGUAUGUUCCACUUGAAGAAAAAAGUAGAGGGCGAGCAGAAAGCUACAUUACCGGCGGUGCCUCAUUCUCCACAGCAAGCUCUGAGAAACAACCUCCAUUCUUUGCCGACCAGCAGUGGUAGCUCUCCCAGGCUUUCCUCACGCUUGACACCGACACCUUCUCCUCUUCGAUCUCGUGCUCUCAGACAACAAGUCUUCGCUGCUGAGCGGCAGAACUCGCUUGAAGCUGUCAUGCAUGAGUAUGGAUAUAAGAAAGAUGGGACCCCUAUGCUUGGAAGAAAGAAAAUGCAACCAGAAGAUAAAAUGGUUCGAUUAAAGAUAAAAUCCAAUGGGAAAGAUCAAGAUGACCCGAUUACUUUAAUCAAAGAUGAUGAAGGAACCGGAAUUCAACUAAGCACUGGCCUACCUCCUUUUACUGUGACCUACAUUGAACCAGGUAGUAAAGGAAUGCUGGCCGGUAUAAGAGUCGGUGAUGUUAUAAUAGAAGUGAAUGGUAAGGAUUGUAGUCUAAUGAAUGAUAACCUUGAGCUCACUGAUGUCAUGGAGCUGAAGUCAAUAAUCACUCAUGUACCAGGAAGUAGACCAGGGAGUAGACCAGGGAGUAGACCAGGAAGUAGACCAGGGAGCAGACCAGGGAGUAGACCAGGGAGUAGACCAGGAAGUGCUAUAAGUGGACGCAAGUAUAUCAAUGGUGGACACAUAGGAAUAACUUCAAUUGAUUCAGACACUGAUAGUACUGAUGAAGGUGAUGAUGAAGAGGACCAUUAUUGGAAUGGAAAUGGACAAAAAAGGAAAAAGAAAAUAACAAAAGGUGUUUGGAAUAGAAUAAAAGCUGAAGGUCUUCAAGACAGUGACUCAGAAUCUAGUGGAUCCUUUGUUAAUCUGGUGAUGGAGAGCUCCAGUGAUGAAGAUGAUUUUAUUGACAAAUGGAAUGAACAAGUUCUUAGUAAAGAAAAAGAGAUUCAAAUGGAUGACAGACAAUGGAGACAAUUGCGUCAAAAACAGAACCUCAUAUUCAACAGAGAUGCCCCAUCAUUCAUGAUCAGUAGCCCCCAAAACAACAGUCUCUCACAUCAGCAUCAGCUCCUUCCGUCCACUAAUCCACUGACCGACGAACCACUAGCAUCGAAAAAGAAAAGACACUUUAAAUGGCCGUUUACCAGGCCGGUCACCACGGCUAAGCCCCCGCCUCAUAAACAGGUUAAAAAAACUCAUAACGCAGCUAAUUCUCCAAGGACUAGGAGUCCACUAGAGUCUGUGCUGAUGGCUGAUUUGUCAGGGGCUAAGAUACUCAAGUCAACUGAUGAUAAUGCUUCAAACACCGGUGACAGUGAUGAUAGCUCAUUGUAUGAGAGGCCUCAUAUAUUAGAAAAGGCAACAGUAGAAGGUAGACCAAAGAAGCCUUCCCAUUCAAGAGAUUCAGUCCCCAAGAGGCCAUUGCGAUCACAGUCUUUGAUAGAGAAAGGACGUAAGCCGCAAAUAAGAAUAAAGAAGCUAUCAAAAGAAGCACCUCCAGAUAUUGGUGUGGAAAGGACUGCUCCAUCACUGGGAAUAGCUGAUGGAAGGAACAAGAGAGAUCUUGCAAGAGCUCGUAAAGUACGAAGACCAACAACCAGAGGAAAAACGGGAGGAGAGAAAGAAAGAGAAAGAGGAACUACAUUAUUAACCAGCCAGUCAGGAGAUGAAGUGGUACUACAAGACCAACCAUCCAACCAGAAUUCUACAAGUCAUCAUAUAAUUUCAAAGACAAUCAGUGACCCUGGAAAUACUUCUGCUCAGAGCAGCCAACAAAACACUGAGAGAACUCAAAAGGGCAUCAAAAGACGCUCAAGUGCUAACUUAGUAGAAGAAGCAGUGAGAAGAAGAAGCUUAGCUCAAAAAGAAGAUGAGGAGGAGGAGAAAAAAGUGUCUACUUCUCGUAGGAGAAAGCAUGCAGUGCCAACAUAUGCCAUUGAAAAUAAACUCACAGCACAAGUAGUUGCUACUGCAGCUGCUAUGAAAGCUAAGGAAAUGAAGCAAAAGAAAGAGCAUAAAGUGAAGGAAACUAAUGAAGAGCAAGUGCCUCUUGCUCAGAAGAAGCCGGAUAAACUUGCAGUGAUGUCUGGUUUUCAUCCACUACACAAGAGCAGGUCAUUCCAAGAUGAGAGAGAGAAGGGAAGUGGAAAGAUGCAAGAAGCAACAUGGAUAUCAUUAGCAAAGGCCAAGCAUGAGAAAAUGACUGAGGAACUCAAUCGAAAGAGUGGAUCACCACAUCAUUCUGAUAGAAAAGCAAGACUAGGCAUUAACAAGUCAGUAUCAUUACAUGAUGAAAUGGACACUGUCAGAGAUGAAGGCUCAUCAUUUUUAACUAACAUUAGAUGAUCAUUAAUUUAAUUUUUAGUACAUCCGUUGUAUAGACUUGUCUUAAAUGUCUUUUGCCAGUUGUAUGUACAUGCACCACUUUCAUUUAUGCAUCAUAAUAAUGAUAAAUAAUUAUGAUUUUUUUAAAAGAAAAUUACAAUGAAAGAUAACCUCAUUUUGAUUAUAG